Messenger RNA from Mytilinidion resinicola, 1992 nucleotides. RefSeq lists its product as uncharacterized. The record is from RefSeq and is a predicted model, not a curated record. The transcript is spliced from 3 exons. Bases 1 to 1992 code for a protein of 663 amino acids. Lineage: Eukaryota; Fungi; Ascomycota; Dothideomycetes; Mytilinidiales; Mytilinidiaceae. Gene Ontology annotation, molecular function: protein binding.
AUGCCUCGCAACGCUGUGGGAUGCGUAAUAUGUGGAGGUGCUAUCGAUAAAGGAGAGCCUCGCUGGAUAAGCGAAUUCAGAGCGUUAUAUACGGACGACCACGACUGGACCAAUGUCCGACUGUCUGGCGUCGGCACACGAGGCCCUACACACGAUUAUGCACCUCGAGACUCAUCUUCAAGUUACUAUGAUCCAAAGCUAGAUCCGAGCACUCUAAUAGACAUAUGGCUACUCAAGGUCAAUUUUCGUACCCCACCUCCUGCGCCGCCUCCUGCCCCCACACAAACUGCGUGGGGAUUUCCAUUUCAUGCCUCAUGCUGGGAUCUCAUGGUCAAGCUGUUGGACCAGGAAGAUAUGGAUAAGCGUUGUCUCUUCGAUAUUCUCCUAUCGCUUCCUCAGCAGCAAGGCUACCUCGAUUGGGGGCACGAUUACGGUCGUCUACUAUGCACUCAGGUGGAUGUCAGUCUACUUCUUCCUGGGGAAGAGCGCGUUUUAGGUGGGUUGGAUUAUGACAACAUGCCACGGACCUCCACUGGUCUUCCAGUUUACACUUUCGAUCCUCUGGCUAUACCAGACCUCCUGGCCCUCCGUAGUAGUUGUUUGAAAUCUGUCGAUCACGAGGCUACAGCUCGGAACUCUACCACCAAGAUUCACACCAAACCUGACUCCUUCCGAAAACUCCCUGUAGAGAUCAUACAGAUAAUUCUGAAUACCCUACAGUCAAGAGAUGUCCUGCAUCUUAAAAUAGCCUCUUCCGUCGUCGCCGCAACGCCUCUACCUAAAUCAUUCUGGGCCUCUCGGUUCCUUCCCGGCCACGAAUUCGAGUACUCCUGGAAGAGAUUCUACCUUGGAGUCAAGAACCUCCUUGACGACGCAAACCUCAGAAACAGAUGGCGCAUUUCGAAGCUGAUUUUCCCGCUACGUAACCUACUAUCUAAAUACUCGCUCAGCACUUGUUCCGGCACUCCACUGCAAUCCUUUUUUGAACCAAACGAAGCACCCUCGAAUGAGGGCUCAUGGACGAGUGCUUCUCGUGCCGUAGUCGAUCCCGAAGAUUUUUUCACAUCGGGCUGUAGAGCUCUCCGACUCCGACUCAUACGUCUCCCGGAUAUGCUUACGGCGGUAUUCAUCUCUUUCAUCGACUUUGGCGAUAAUCAAUACAUCUCAGGCAUCCGGUUCCAGCAACAUGAUAAAGUUGAUACGUGUCUCGGAUACAUUCAACGUAGUCAUGAGUCCAUUCUCGAUUCCGUGUGCCCAAUGGGUAAUGAAGGGCAUCUCCAUAUAUCUGGAUUCAUUCUCGCCAUGGAUCUGAGAGGUAUACGUGGAAUAUCUUUGUUAACCAUUGGUGGCGUAUCCAAGUGGUUGGGUGAACAUGAAGGAAUUCCCAAGAAGCGUUUGACAAUUGGAGCAGGUAGAGUGCAGUUAUUGAAGGCAGGAUUCGAUGCGAUGAAAAUUGUGUCGCUGGCCGUGUCAGAGGGCAAAUCAACGUCCUCUGUAAAACCUUCAUCGCUGCGGGACGAGGCCUUCUGGCUGCCAGUUAUUCCUCCUGAGGGGCUUUUAUUCAACGAUCACUCCAGGAACAAGGCUUGGGUAGUUCGCACGCAAAGACCUUAUAAUAUGAUUUUAUUUGGUGGUAGCCGCGGGGAAAACCUGUCGAAACUAGUCAAAGUCGUCGUGUGGAUUGUUGGCUUCUACCACAUAUACGGCAUCGAUUUCAAGUACAACACCGAAGUUGACGGACGGAAAAUCCAUACACUAGGUCGCUGUGGCCCUUUUUCCGACGCAGAGCCACGGCUAGAGGCUCCGCACGAUAACUCCGCGGAUCAAAGGAUAUCGUUUGAUAUCGACGGCCCUGGCGGAGAGAGGAUCAUUCACGUAUACCUGCAAAAUGAAGAAUCCGGAGAUCUCAACGGUUUUCGCGUACGCAAUCUCUACCUUGACCGAAAAGUUCCACGACCGGUAAGGCGGCUAACUGGUCUAGCUCUGCACUAA